Molecule: messenger RNA, 1115 nt
Organism: Rosa rugosa (rugosa rose)
Lineage: Eukaryota; Viridiplantae; Streptophyta; Magnoliopsida; Rosales; Rosaceae
Product: glucan endo-1,3-beta-glucosidase 13
Exons: 4
Coding region: 378-899 (173 amino acids)
Source: RefSeq, a predicted model, not a curated record
GUCUAGACCACUGCCAAAGUGAGCAAGUAGUACACAUAGCCUUCUGAAGCAUCAGUUUCACUCUCUUGAAAACUCAAACAAAUAAAGUGAAAAAGGGGAGAGAUAAUUUCUCUUCAAGGAAACUUGAGAUUCCUCUAAUACACCAUUGCUCUUGCAUUUUAUACCACCCAUUGUUCCAACUCAUGUGCUUCACAUCACAUUCUUGGUAUUUUAAGAGAGAGGAGCUUGUAGAGAGAGAUAGAGAGUAGGAAGUACAUUUUUGGUUUCAAAGUAGUUUGGUUUAGUUUCUGAAGGUGAAGAGGGCGUUGAAAUUCUGAGCCUUUUAUUUAUUUAUUUAGUUUUCGUUUGAAGGAGAAGAUCAGUGAGUAAAAUCCACCAUGAGAAAGAACACUUGGGUUUUGCAGUGCUGCCUGUUGUUCAUAGGAUGCUAUCUUGCUUUGACAAUGGGAGUUGGUGUGGAAGAGAAAGUAGAUGGUGCAAUGCCAGUGACCACAUUGUCACCACCAGAAGGGAACACAACAUUCCUUGAUGGCACAACAUGGUGUGUGGCUCUUGCUGGUGUCUCCCAAGAUGAUCUGCAGAAUGCAUUAGAUUGGGCCUGUGGGCUUGGAAUGGCAGACUGCAAGGCCAUCCAAGAAGGCGGGCCCUGUUACGAUCCAGACACUCUCUUAUCUCAUGCUUCCUUCGCUUUCAAUAGUUACUAUCAACAGAAUGGGAAUUCUGAUAUUGCUUGCAAUUUUGGGGGCACUGCUGCUGUCACUAAACAUAACCCAAGUUAUGGAAAAUGUGUCUAUGCUGCUCCUGGAUCUGUAGGCUCUGCAGCACCUCCAUUGUUGAGCUUUAUUUGGUGGUGGAAACUUGCUCUCCUUUGUUUACUGCUUUUGUAUCUAAGGAGCUGAUCAUUGCUCAUGAUCAUUAGUUAAACUGAUUAAACUGCCCAAAAAGUCGAAUUCGACUGUCUUGUACAAGACUAUUUUAAUGUCAUGGAAAGGAAAAGGCAGGAGAUCAGAACACGAUUAGCCUAUGAUCAUGUAAUUGUAAUAUGCUUAUUCCUGUCUUUGCUUCUGGUUUAGGAAUCUAUAGCUAAUUAAGCAAACCCCGCCCCUCUUAUCUUU